AAAAGACUCCCAAUACGCAUAGAAAAGAUGUUCUAUAAAAGACAAACAUGAUAGCGGCAACGUGUCGGCCCUCCUUUGACUUUCUUGUUACGUCAACACGACCUUGAAGUGACGUUUGAUUGACGCCACGACGGCAAAUACGCCUAUAAAGCUCGGAAGAAGAACACUCGAGUUCCAGACUUCACGCCGAACGGGUUGGAAGAACAACACUUUGGGUCCAGACUUCACAUUGGAAGACGAACACUUCUGAGUCCAGACUUGACGCCGAUCAACAUCCUUUUGCCAACAUGAUGCUGCUUUCCUUCAUGCUUCUGCUCCUGCAAAUGUUCUGGAGUGCCGGCAAGAAAAGACUUGGUUUCCAGCUUCUGGUCCUGGGAUUCUUCUGCUUGGCCGUGGUCCAGGGUGCAGGUACACCGCUGUCCUGCCUCGAGUGUCCUGUGGGCCCCUUGACGGCCGUCUGUGACUUCAGCAAAUGUUCGUCAGAUAGCUCUACCCAUAGCUGCUACAUCAGUCUUGGAGCGACUUCUGGCAACGACCUUAUCAAAAGAGGCUGCAUCGAAAAGGAAAAAUGUACCAAAAUAGAAGAUGUGAGCCACGACAACCAAAAUGUCCCCAUGAUGACAAUGUGCUGUGAUACGGACAAUUGCAACAAUGUGGGUUUGUUCAAAGUUGACACCAAAUGCGCUGCUUAAGCUCUUAACCCCCCCACCACGCAGGCCUGCUGUUGACCCCCUGCCGCCAACACGGCUGUGUUGGCACUGAUGUACCACCCCCACCCUACCCCGCCCUGCAGGCCUGCUUUUGAAACCCCACUGCCAUCACGGCUGUGUUGGCACUGAAGAAACCCCAUCCCCCCACCCCCUUCCCCACCCACCCCGCUGGCCUGAUUGACGCCCCUGGGUCUACGUGCUGAUGUAACGCCUCCAGUACGUCGCAUGUGUACUGAGUUUUUCAGCAGGUUAACAUGUUCCACUACCAAAUGUUUGAUGGUUCAGUUGUUCGAGCUCGUGCGUACAUUCGUCCCUCGCCACGUUGCUCUUUGAUUUUUGCGGCAUUUAGAAAAUGUGAAUAAUGCUGUUUCAUGGUUGAAUACAGACUAUUAGUCAAAAAUAGGCAUAUUGAAUAUUAUUUUUGGCCUAAAUGAAGUAAAAUAAAAGGACUCAAAAGGCGUGAUGAUAUUUACUAUAUUGAGUUUACUAUGUUGAGUAAUAUGUCGACUAUAUUGGGUAACAUGUCUACUAUUUUGGAAUCCUACUUUCUGGAAAUUGACUUGUCACGGUCGGGUAUGGAGCUGACCGUUAAUUAACCCCCAUAAACGAGGAAUUGCUAUCUUCGGUUUAUUCGUUGUCGAUGUGCAUAUUUCUGCUAAUACCCAUUUUAAUGACUUGCUUAGAUGAUAGGAUUGAAAUGCCAGGGUUAGAGACCUUUUGCCUCAGGACAAAUUCCUACUUUGGUCCAUGUCACCGGGCUCUGAUGUCUUUGCAUGUGCUUGACAGUCUCUGUCCCUCACAGGAGGGGACCACCCUUCACCUUGCGUAUGUUGUUUGCUAUAUCAGCUAGCAUUUCAGCAUGAAUGGUCAGACAUUUCUCCUUCAGCUUGUAUUGAUUUGUCUCCUUGCAUGCAAGUUCAAUAA
This is a messenger RNA of Dunckerocampus dactyliophorus (ringed pipefish), 1634 nucleotides long. RefSeq names its product phospholipase A2 inhibitor and Ly6/PLAUR domain-containing protein-like. NCBI's taxonomy places the organism in Eukaryota, Metazoa, Chordata, Actinopteri, Syngnathiformes, Syngnathidae. The record is from RefSeq and is a predicted model, not a curated record. The transcript is spliced from 4 exons. The coding region runs from base 288 to 692 and encodes 134 amino acids.